Messenger RNA from Heterotrigona itama, 1156 nucleotides. Lineage: Eukaryota; Metazoa; Arthropoda; Insecta; Hymenoptera; Apidae. The record is from the annotation of a GenBank genome assembly.
AUGGUUGCUUGCCCCGAAACAUCCAGGCGAUACACCAGGAGACUACAGAGAGCUGGGAUACAGCGGCACCGAGGGAGUUGGGGUUGCUGGAAACGGGUCCUUGGUGAUCUCACGGGUAUCCAGAGAUCAUGCCGGCUUCUAUCUGUGCCAGGCAAGCAACGGCAUCGGCCCCGGCCUCAGCAAACUCAUUCGGCUAACAGUUCACGCGGGCCCUCAAGUAUCGGUGAAAACGCAGCAGGAGUCAGUGCGGCGAGGAGAGAGCGUGACACUGCGCUGCGAGGCCGAAGGAGACGCACCUCUUGAUCUGAGUUGGCGUGCCCGUGACAGCAGAGUCGAUCCCAACUACGACGUUAGGUACACGAUAGAUAAUCAGAAGGUGUCAGGAAGGUUGAUCUCCGAGCUGCGGAUCAGCCAGGCGAACCACAUAGACCGUGGGGACUACAUGUGCGUAGCGACGAAUGCUUAUGGGCAUGCGAGGGCGAGCAUCAAACUGCUAGUUCAGGAGCCACCGAAUUUUCCCCGAAAUUUACACGUAGCCGAGCAGGGGAGCAGAUCGUUGCUGUUGGCCUGGUCGUCGCCGUCCAGCGAGCAGGAUCCAGCGCACGCCAGCUCCCCUAUAACCAACUACAUCGUGCAGUACAAGGAGGCGCAGGACGUGUGGCAUGAGCACAACAUGCAGAAGAUGGUGGCAGGGGACAACACGGUCGCGCUGGUAUCGCCUCUAAAACCGGCGACUUCCUACCACUUUCGGGUGCUUGCGGAAAAUCACCUUGGAACAUCAGCGCCAAGCGACAUCCUUCAUGCCCAAACGGAUGGCGAGAUCCCCGGCGGACCACCUAGGCACGUUAUCGCCGAGCCCUUAGGACCGCAGCAAGUGAAGGUCACCUGGCAACCACCGGAUCGAUCCCUCUGGAACGGUGAACUUCUCGGAUACACCAUCAGCUACGCCAAUCUCGGGGGGAAUGAUCAAUCGGUGAACAUCACCAGAGUGGGAAUCACGGGAAACGGGGACGGUUCGUACGAUUAUAGGCUAACCGGCCUGCGGAAGUACACCCAGUACAGCGUGGUGGUGAAGGCGUUCAAUAAUAAAGGCGACGGCCCAGGAUCUGACCCAGUGACGGUGCAGACCCUCGAAGACGGUGAGCGAACGACAUCA